Messenger RNA from Phycodurus eques (leafy seadragon), 1964 nucleotides. It is a transcript of the gene nhej1, whose product is annotated as nonhomologous end-joining factor 1. Gene Ontology annotation, molecular function: DNA end binding. Gene Ontology annotation, cellular component: DNA ligase IV complex; nucleus. The transcript is spliced from 9 exons. The record is from RefSeq and is a predicted model, not a curated record. Gene Ontology annotation, biological process: double-strand break repair via nonhomologous end joining. The coding region runs from base 503 to 1453 and encodes 316 amino acids. NCBI's taxonomy places the organism in Eukaryota, Metazoa, Chordata, Actinopteri, Syngnathiformes, Syngnathidae.
CAGUCCAGAAAGGACGGAUAGAUAAGCAGCUGCGGCUGGAGCUAAUGUUUCAUUAGCUGAAACGCUUUUUUGUUGUUGUUGUCGUUUUGCCUUUGUUACGAGCUGCUGUAUUCACUAUUAACUGAGCUACUUUUAAGAAUGUGAUGGAUGCCCUAUUGGUAGAAAAAUAAGCUGCAAUAGUUAACCCCGCCUUGCCAGCCGGCAAAACUGAAAGGAUUUCAUAUUAAUGUUGGAAUUUCCUUUUUCUGCCGCUUUUUUUCCUUCAUUGAAAUGAUGUGUGUUUGAACUGCCUCUGCCCGGAACUAGUCGACGCACAGAGCCUGGGUUCUCUGAGUUUUUUUUCUUGCCUCCAUCAAGUGCUUGCUCAUGUGGGGUGUUUCUUGACCAGCUUGUGUGAAGUUCAAUGAGAUAACUUCUGUUGUGACUUGGUGCCACAGAAAUGAAAUUGACUUGACAUGAGGAAACACUCCUGUUAGCACUAACUGUUGGGCCACUGGGUAAGAUGGAGGCGACUGGUGCGUCUACAGAUGUUCUCCUGCAGAAACCAUGGCUUCCUGUUUCCAUUGAUGGCUGCCAACUGCUUGCAAAGAGUUGCUUUGGGGACACAAGGUACCAAAUCCUGCUGACUGACCAGCACUGCGUGUGGGAGGAGACUUUGCACUCGACAGCCAUCCAGAGCCGCGCUCAGGAGCUGAACAAGCGUCUGCAAGCCCCAGUCAAAGCGUUCUUCUCACACCUGUGCGAGUUGGUUCAGCCGUGUCUGUCAGGCAGUAGUCGGCUGCCCAAAGACGAAGCUGGCAUCUCUGUGAUGCAACUGGAUGGCGGUGACUUGAGCUUGAGGCUGAAGAGCAAGCUAUUAGGGCUGCCCUUCUAUUGGGAGUUUCGCUGCACCCCCGCUCCCAUCACUGUGGUAUGUCUUCAUCUGGUUCAGCCCUUGUUGUCUAUGAGCCACGUGCUGAACCGGCAGGUGGAGCAGCUGGAAGGCUUGCUGGCCAGGAAGGAUGCUGAGAUCCAGGACUACAAGGAGAAUGGAGCCACACUCAGCAGAGCACGCCUGCAGACGGACAUUUUUGAGCGGCACAUCUACAAAGGAAGCUUCCUGGCAAAGACUCUUCCUGUGGUUUGUUGUGACCCUCACGGCAUCUGGGACUUUGGAGGAGACCUCCAGGAGCUUUAUACUGCCAUCGUUUCACACGGAAUCAUGCGCAAACGCAAACUGUCUGAGCAGGACCAGUUGGUUGCCACGGGACCUGACCCCACAGCUUCCUCAGCCGCUGAAGCAGGUGCUGAGGGAGGAGAAGCCGACAGCGAACCGAACCACUCUAGUCCAAUGGAGGACGCUGGAGACCACAUGGUCCACACAGCCACGGCACCGCAGCUCGUCACCUGUGGCCGUGCUGAGCGAGUGUCUUCCAAAGCAAAGAAGAAGAAAGUGGUGGGCUUGUUCAGAUGAGCGCCAGGAGAGGGAAAUGCCUUUUUAAAUGCAUGGACAAAUUUAAAUGAAUUACUUUUAGAUAGUUUUGAAUCUUUUAGACUCAAUGUUAAUCCAUUAUUUUAAUGAUUUUUAUCAUGGGAGAUAGGCCUUUUAUCUGAGAUUUCAUAUUUAAAAUAAAUUACUUUUCUAUUGAACUAAACAAGCUUUCAGAUAAAUCUUAUUUGCUGAAUCUGCUUCAAACAAAAAUUCUUAUAAAGAAACUUUAUAAAAAUUUUAUAAAGUUUCUAAUUGGCCAAAACUGUCCAUGAUAGAGUCAAAAGGUACAAUUUGAUGUAAAACAGUGUUGAUAUGGUUAAAGAGCUAAAGUUGGACAUGGAGAAGUCAGGCAAAAAUCGUUACUCUUAGGAAGCUUCAUUACAUUACAUGUGCAUUUAACACAGCCAAAAUGUUUGGGGGGGGUUCACAGAGGGCCAGUAUAGAGAGCCCAGAGGCUUAAAGAACGUCAAAACAAGGAUAAAACUUAAAGGUA